AUGAACUGGAAGAUAAGAAGUGUUGGUGCUCAUGGCUGGCAGAGUGCUGCAGGGGAGCGCCCUCCCAGGGAAUGCAAUCGAGCAGCAGCAGCAACAGCAGCUGGUGAUAAUGAUGAUCAUCGCUGCGAAAGAAACACUGGAGAGGAGGGGAUAUUCCCAGGUCCAGAAACAUGGAUAAUCGAUGCUGGCCAGCUGAUGGCACUCCAAACAAAAGGGAAGCCAUUUCGGCCAAUUUUGAAACCCGCAAACUGCAAACCGAAAAUUCGUGCAGAACCUCUGCAACCGCAAAAGAGAAGCGCCGUGGCCGCAAAAUAUAUGCGCAAUAAAUCACGGUUUGGGAGAAUCACAGUAUGUGCUUGA
This is a messenger RNA of Gongylonema pulchrum, 360 nucleotides long. The record is from the annotation of a GenBank genome assembly. Lineage: Eukaryota; Metazoa; Nematoda; Chromadorea; Rhabditida; Gongylonematidae.